CCUGCCGGCUCCAGCCUUGGGCUUGGGGGUGCCCAGGAAGGCGGCGGGGAAAAGCGGCGCUGCGCCUUUAACGGGCUCUGCGCGGAGCUCCCGGCAGGAGGCGUGUCUCUCGCUCUAGCUCGCUCGCUCGCCCGCCCGCCUGCCUCGGCUCGGCUGCCUCGGCUGCGGCUCUCCAGUGAGCUCGGCGCGCCGCCUCGGCUCCUCAGCCCCAGAGCCCCGUCCAAAGCCAGCUCCGCUGACUUUUCUCCUCCCCGGCCGCCCUGGGCAGCAGCGGACAAGGUUCGCCCGACUGGCCACGGCGCCUGCCUAUGCCUGCCCGUGUGUGCGCGCUCGGGUGCGCGUGUGUGCGUGUGUGUGUUUGGAUUUCUCGAGGAUCCUCUCCCCGCCCCGCGCUCAGCCCGACGACCAUGGAUGUCCCACCAUUCCUUGCAGUUGAAGGUUGCUCCUUGGCGCAGUGAAUGAAGAUCAUGCAGGGAUUGCUAAUGGCUUUGGGAAGCGGAGAGCCUCUCCCUUCGGUGUGACCAUGCCGUGAUCGCGUCUCCGGGCCAAACACUUCCGCGGCUCCGCAAGCUCGUGGAAACCGACCGCAGCGGCGGGGCUGGUGGCGGCUGCUGGUGGCGGCGGCGGCGCUGCUGGGGGGACAAAAAGCGGACGCUUGAAGCGAAGGGGGCCAAGAGGAAAAGCGGCGCGUGUGUGCGUAGGAAACACCAUGAAGAUUAUUUCCCCGAUUCUAACUCAUCCAGUCUUCAGAGGCACCAUUCGGCUCCUGCUUUGCUUACUGUGGAUUGGAUAUUCCCAAGGAACCACGCAUGUGUUGAGAUUCGGGGGUAUUUUUGAAUGUGUGGAAUCUGGCCCAACGGGAGCAAUGGGAGCAGAAGAACUGGCCUUCAGAUUUGCUGUGAACACAAUCAAUAGAAACAGAACUCUGUUGCCAAACACUACAUUAACAUACGAUACUCAGAAGAUAAAUCUCUAUGAUAGUUUUGAAGCAUCCAAAAAAGCUUGUGAUCAGCUCUCUCUUGGAGUAGCAGCUAUCUUUGGACCUUCACAUAGCUCUUCGGCUAAUGCAGUGCAAUCUAUCUGCAACGCUUUAGGGGUUCCACAUAUACAGACGCGCUGGAAGCAUCAGGUUUCAGACAACAAAGACUCAUUCUAUGUCAGUCUUUAUCCAGAUUUCUCUUCACUCAGCCGCGCCAUCCUUGACCUUGUGCAGUUCUUCAAGUGGAAAACUGUCACGGUUGUUUAUGAUGACAGCACAGGUCUCAUUCGAUUGCAAGAGCUUAUUAAGGCUCCAUCGCGGUACAACCUGCGACUAAAAAUCCGCCAGUUACCAGCUGACACAAAGGAUGCAAAGCCCUUGCUCAAGGAGAUGAAAAGAGGCAAGGAAUUCCACGUCAUCUUUGAUUGCAGUCAUGAAAUGGCAGCAGGCAUUUUGAAACAGGCUUUAGCAAUGGGAAUGAUGACAGAAUACUAUCAUUACAUCUUUACCACAUUGGACCUCUUUGCUCUUGAUGUGGAGCCAUAUCGGUAUAGUGGGGUUAACAUGACUGGAUUCAGGAUUUUGAAUACAGAAAACAGCCAAGUGGCAUCCAUCAUUGAAAAGUGGUCCAUGGAACGAUUACAAGCACCUCCAAAGCCUGAUUCAGGUUUGCUGGAUGGAUUUAUGACGACGGAUGCAGCUUUGAUGUAUGAUGCCGUUCAUGUGGUGUCGGUGGCUGUCCAGCAGUUCCCACAGAUGACUGUCAGUUCGUUGCAAUGUAAUCGGCACAAACCAUGGCGCUUUGGGACCCGCUUCAUGAAUCUCAUUAAAGAGGCUCACUGGGAAGGCCUCACUGGCAGGAUAACCUUCAACAAAACCAAUGGCUUAAGGACAGAUUUUGACUUAGAUGUAAUUAGCUUGAAGGAGGAAGGCCUUGAAAAGAUUGGAACUUGGGAUCCUGCAAGUGGACUUAACAUGACCGAGAACCAGAAAGGAAAACCAGCAAACAUUACUGAUUCCUUAUCUAAUCGUUCCCUAACUGUAACCACUAUCUUGGAAGAGCCAUAUGUGAUGUUCAAGAAGUCUGAUAAACCUUUGUAUGGGAAUGAUAGGUUUGAGGGAUAUUGCAUCGACCUCCUCAGGGAACUAUCAACUUUCCUUGGAUUUACCUAUGAGAUACGGCUGGUGGAAGAUGGAAAAUACGGAGCCCGGGAUGAUGCCAGCGGACAGUGGAAUGGAAUGGUUCGUGAACUGAUUGAUCAUAAAUCAAGAAUAGCCACGUAUGAAAAAAUGUGGGCCUUUAUGAAUAGCAGGAGGCAGUCGGUGCUUGUCAAAAGUAACGAAGAAGGUAUCCAGCGUGUACUCACCUCUGAUUAUGCCUUCCUAAUGGAGUCAACUACCAUUGAGUUUGUUACACCAGCGGAACUGUAA
Podarcis muralis (Common wall lizard) is the source of this 2410-nucleotide messenger RNA. NCBI's taxonomy places the organism in Eukaryota, Metazoa, Chordata, Lepidosauria, Squamata, Lacertidae. The record is from RefSeq and is a predicted model, not a curated record.